UUCUUCCUGGUGACCGCUGUAGCAUGAUGCUAGGCACGUCUUCUUCUCUUUUGUUCAUCACAAUGGCGGCAAUGGCGACGACGGCCACAAUGGGGGUGGCGAUGCCGGAGGGAGCGAAAAUGACGACGCCGCGAAUUGAUGCUCGAUUUUUUGGCUUUGAGGAACAAACGACUACCAGAAUUCUCGUUCUGUCCACCACCAGCACCACUCAGACCUGCAUUGUCAUUGCACGGAGGAAUGCGUGUAUGAGACGUCGCAGGAGCAAUGGCUUUGAGGCUGGUCGUGCUCUACCGACACUGGGUAAUAACAAUGGAGACGCAGACCUCUCCAGUUCCUUGCUGGACUCGAGCCGUUCUGAUGAAGGAGUCGCUGCCGAAUCCUUCCGUGGCUUCCUGACCUACUGGCAUCUCACCACCUCGACGAUUGUGCUCACAUCCUACAUAAAAAGCACCGCUGGCACCGUUAGUCUCAGAAAUAGUACCCUCGGUAUUUUAGGGUGCACUGCCACUCUGUGCAAAAAUGCUUAGAUGAUUAGAAACAAAACAUUCUCCUGAACGUAUGCAUGUUAUUUAAUACCGAAAUAAUGGAAAUCAAGUUCCACUUAUAAUUAUAAUGGUCAUGAAAGAGUUAUGUUCGAAGUGAUGUUCAGUUGUCACCUACCACGCCCUUCAUCGAAUGGCGUGUCGCUGAAAAUAGUGAGAGUAUUUCUGCUGUAAUAUUAUCAAAGCCGGUAUUCUAAGCAAUAAUCCAUACAGUCUUAUACAUCUUCUCUGCAUUUUGAUAUCUCGUGUAUAAAUCUUUUACUAGGUUGAGAAAUGCUUCGCUCUGAAUUAGUCCAGUUAACAGAUUCGUUCCAUAACGUCUAAAAAACGUAAACACUGUAAAAAAUAUACCAAAGGAGACGAAUUCAAUUGAGACGCGCUGUUACGUUCCACUCUACGACUUUUUGCGUUGUUAUUUGAAUAAUUAAAUUACAGUCUUAACAAUGAAUGAAUAGGAACGUCUAUAUGUUUCUUCUUUUCCAACGAACUAUCACGAAUACCUAGUUAUUAUAAAUGCAUGCACUGAAAAUCAAACGUCUUCAGAGCGCUUCGUAUAAUGCUAUCACCAUUUUCGGCUGAUAACUAUAGUUCGAAGAAAGAAACGCACAAUUUUCAUCGCUUAACAUGCAACAUGUAAACUGAAAGAACAAGACGUACUUAUUGCAGACGAGUACAAAAUUUUGCAUUGCACAAUGACAAAUUAAUUUCUCUUAUGGUCCAUUUUGGAAAUAGAACAUCCAAGA
This is a messenger RNA of Hyalella azteca, 1285 nucleotides long. RefSeq lists its product as uncharacterized. NCBI's taxonomy places the organism in Eukaryota, Metazoa, Arthropoda, Malacostraca, Amphipoda, Hyalellidae. Bases 24 to 527 code for a protein of 167 amino acids. The transcript has 4 exons. The record is from RefSeq and is a predicted model, not a curated record.